Molecule: messenger RNA, 5618 nt
Organism: Carassius gibelio (silver crucian carp)
Lineage: Eukaryota; Metazoa; Chordata; Actinopteri; Cypriniformes; Cyprinidae
Product: pleckstrin homology domain-containing family O member 2
Exons: 6
Coding region: 399-2423 (674 amino acids)
Biological process (GO): macrophage apoptotic process
Source: RefSeq, a predicted model, not a curated record
GCGCUACGUCCGUCAAAGCACUUUCUGUAAGAGCGCGCGAGUGUAGAGUGGCAUUCUUGUCGUUCCGAUGCUGUCUAGAUAGGCAUCGAUGUGUUUGAGACGCGGCCGUGCUGUCUCUUGGCAGCAAAAGAGGCUUUUGGGGUCUUACCGGAAAUCAACUUUUAUUUAUUUAUUUUUGUUUGCGUCUCAAACUUGUGACUGCUGAAAGUCGAAAGAGGAAAAAGAGCCGCAGAGUCCCGUUACAGUUUAGCCUCAUACACAGUUCCUUGUUUUUCAUCGUCAUGGUGGAUGUGAGAAAGUGGAGACGAAGAGACGUCGACAGUUUGAACCCGAGAUAAAGUCCUGCGUCGGGCGUUUUCUUCUGCUCAUAACGGGAUCUUUGUUUUGUUUUUAAUAUCAUGGAAGAUGGUGUGAAAGAGGAGCCAGCCAAGCCCAAAGAGGUGACGAGCUCUGGGAAGGCCGGCUGGCUGAAGAAGUAUUCAGGGAAGUUCUUUGGCAGCUACAAGGACCGAUACAUUCAUCUGGACCGAACAGUGAUUGCAGUCUAUGAGAAUGAGGAAUUGACAACAUGCCUGGAGAAACUGGACUUGGUCAACUAUGAGACUUGCCAUGAGUUAAAGAGUAUUUUCACGAAGAAACACAGACUGAUACUAAUACGAAGCCCCAAGUACGCUAACAAGGUCCAAGAUGUCAAACUUCAAGCACAAACCCCAGAGGAGAAAGAGGCCUGGAUAAAGGCACUGAGUGAAGGAAUCAGUCAGUCAAAGAACACAGUUUUUGAUGAGGUAAAAGUGGAUGAAAGCUGCUCUUUAGAACAUGUUACACGGAACCGACCAAAAGGGGACCGUGGAAGAAGGCCGCCAACAAGGAUACACAUGAAGGAGGCUGCAAAUGUUUCAAGUGAUGGAAUGUUUAGACUAGACCUUGAUGGUGAGGUCACGGUACAGAAUGGAACUCAUGGCUUGAAAACAGAAGGGGAUAAACAAACGGAACCUUCUAAACCAUCUGCAGCGAUGAACAACAUUCCAGAGGAGGACACUGAUGAAGAGUCCACACCCCAGAAGAAAGUUAUAAAGCCGCCCAUGCCGCCAUCAAAAGACAACAAACCCAGUGAAACUCAUAAAGAGGAUGAGGCCAAAAAUGAGGAACCUGCAGCUCAAAAGAAGCCCCCACCGAUGCCUCCAUCAAAGGAGUUAAAACCUUGCGCCUCUGUUGAUGGGGCUGCUGUUGAGAAGAAUGUCUCGGAUAGUAAAGUGGAGGUUGAAGCAGAAAGCACUGACUCUUCCGAAUCAACCCCUUCCACCAAGAGCGUUCAGGCCCCUACUCCUCCUUCCAAAAAUAUGAAGCCUACCCAACCGGUAACACCAGCCACAGUCACAAUAGAGGAAAAAGAGAAGAAUAAGGACGCUGAUGGUGAAAGUACCAAGCUAGAUGGAGUUUCAAAUGAGAAAGAAGACCUGGAUAAGUUAGAAGGGGUAGAGACCAUUGUUCGAUCUAAAAAGGUCAUGAAACCACAAGUAGUGAUGUUGGAUUCACCCAUUAUGCCUUCAAAAGAACCUGAACAAGAAGUGCAAGACUCAAAGAAAGCAUCUGAGACCACUGGAGAAGUUGCAACCUCACUAGAACCUUCUCAACUUAAUCUUACUCCACUUUCAACUCCUGAAUCUGUGAAAAAGAGCCCCGGACCCCCUGCUCCACCCAAGAAGAAGCCAGGCAAGGCACCUGCCAAGACAGAAGACACUGCCUCAAAAAGUGACCCAAUGGUCGUUGCGUCUUCAGAAACAGCUGACAUCAAAUUGGCUAUUCCAGAACCCAAAACUGAGCCAAUUGUAGAUGUGUCAAGUGAAGAUUUGGAGGAGAAGUCUUUAGACAGUGGCCAGCACUCAGGAGAGGAGUCUGAAACCGGUGAUCAUGUUACACCAUCCUCCGUAAAGCUCAAAGGAAGCUCCCAGGAACUUGAUUUGGAGACCAGUGAGGAGGAUCGAAAACCUUCUGACAGCAAAGCCGAGAGCUUGGAGGAGCCAUUGUUAGAAACCCCACCCACCUCCUCAAAGACCUCAGUUCCCAAUGCAAACCCAACCCCAAGCCAAUGUGCCAACAUGUCCCUGGACCUCACCAUGCCUCUCAAGCGUUCUUCCAAGGCCCGCUCCGCAUCCCUAGGUGACCUCCUUGUGGAGAAUGCAGAGAAGAUGGAAAAAAAUAUACCAGUUAAUCCACAAGGAAGUGACGUAAAAGACUUUCAAAGCAAAAUGUCUUCUAAAAACAAAGAGACUGGAGAGCUGCCGAACGCAAUCGUGACCGGACAGAGUGGUGAGAUGGAAAUGAAAGGGGACUCGAGCCCGGAGUUCAGGAAAUCUGACCAGUUACUGAAAGAAGCCACAAAUCUUAACAAUCUUAAUAACAGAAACAGAUUAAGUUUUUAAUGGUAAAUGUUGGUGGAAGGAAACUUGUAGGGAUGAUUGAUCUAUGCUGAAAAUGAAAUUUGAAAGUAUGAAAGUGAUCAAAUGCAAUUCUUAUCCCCAACCAAUUUCAAAUCUCUAAGAAACCUCAAACGACUAAAGAUGUCUUAAGGCUCGGGUAUACUCUCCUCUCGCACACAGCCGUGUCCCAAGCAUACGGAUCCGUGGAUGGAUGAGUUUGACACAUGCGGAGUACCACCUACUGGACUCUCUCGGUCUCAACAUUUACAUUUAAAAAAAUUGGGCUGCAUGCAAACGAUGUGUGUGGAUGUCUGCAGUUUACUCUGGCCUUUAUAGUUUUGGUAAAAUAGCUGUAAAAAAAUAGCCAUUUUGAAAAAUAUGAUUAAAUCACUGGCUUGUGAUUUUCUAGGGAUCCUGAAGACCUUGAUGAGCUUGCUCAGGUGUGUGUAAUUAGGGUUGUACGUGGACUGUCAGCACGGACACAAAAAUUGAGCUGCAUGUGUUCCUGGAGAGAGUAUAGUUAUAGCCCUGCUCCAAAACACCUGUCUGUAAACAUCAAGAGCUCCUGAAGAUCUUCAUUAGCUCAUUCAGAUGUUUUUGAUCAGGGUUAGAGCUGGACUUUGCAGGAAGAUAGAUUGCAAUGAACAUGGGUCAACUGCCUAGAUCAGGGUUUCUCAAGAAGCCCUCAGGGUGCGCUUUAUCCAACCAUUUUAAUCAACAAUAUUUGAACGUUUAAUCAAGUUCUUCGAGAUUACUAGACUUUACAGUCAGGUGAGAUUGAUCAGGGUUGGAGCUGAACUCUGCUAGAAAGUGCAUCUUAAGGGUUAGAGUUGAGAACUCCUGCUUUAGAUGAUGACACUGAAGGCCUGCAUGUUUUUGGUAGGAAGACAAACCAUUUAGUAAAAAUUGAGCUAAAUUUGUACAUGCUACAUUUUAUUUUGUGAAGAAACGUGCUAAAUUUGCUAGCAGGGUUAGCAUACCUGAUGUUAUGUCAUGUAGUGUGGUCUUACUUUAGGCUUUCUGUGUUUCUUACCCCAUGUUUAGUUAUAUUUGGUACUUUGUUAAAAUGGAUUUAAACCCCCAUAAGUUACAAAUGCACAUAACACCUGUUAGAUAAGUAAGCGUUUUACACCGAACACAUUUGUGGAAGGGUGACAUGUUGUAUGCUGAGUUUUGCACUGCAACUUUUGUAUAAAAAAAAAAGAGGAGUUGAAAAUUUAAGAAUCAGGGGACAUGUUAAAAGGUUUCUAGUAAGUGGCUACCAAGGAGCUUUUAAAGGUUUUGUUUGUAUGUUUUAAUCCGCAGUCCCAGUUUCCCCUUUAAAGGUGCUGUGCUGCCGUUUUACUAACUUGGGCCAAACUGAAUAAAACCCUAAUUCUAUUAAACCUCUGGCCCUUUGAAUGCCUUUUCAGCUAACCUGAAUAUGCAAGAUAAUUCACAGGGAGAUUUCUGUUUGGCCAUCAACCCCGCCCCAUAUAUAUAUAUAUAAAUGUUUUUAUAUAUAUAUAUGUAUUUUUUUUAAACCGAGAAAGAUCGUUGUGUGUUAUGAGACACAUUUUUUAGUUAUCUGUCAGGUAAAAUAAGUAGCUAAAUAAACAAUUACAGUGCCUUAAACUUCUCAUAUAUAAAGGUUAAUAAUCACAGUUUAAAGCUUUAUAUUUCCUGAUCCAUGUCUGUUAUAUAAAGUGCAGGCUAGAGUUUACUGUUUGUCUUUUGUCCAUUCUGAAUGAUUAAUGAUUAUCUAAUCUAAAAAUAUCCACAUUAAUAUUUAAGACUUUCACAAAUACCCUACCGUUUAAACAUUUGGUUUUGGGAAGACUUAAGUGUUUUUCAAAAGUCUCUUCUGCUCAUCAAGGCUGCAUUUAUUUGAUCAAAAACACAGUAAAAAAAAAAAAAGUGAAAUGUUAUUACAAUUAAAAAUAACUGUUUUCUAUUUGAAUAUAUAUUUAAAAGCUAUUGGUAUUAUGUGAUAUGAAUGUUGAAAACGGUUGUACUGCUUAAUAUUUUUGUUGAAACCUGAUACAAUGUAUUUUCAGGACUCUCUGAUGAAUAGAAAGUUCAAAAUAACUGAAAUUUGAAAUGUUUUUACACUCACUUUUGAUUAAUUUAAUGCAUCCUUGCUUCAUAAAAGUUUUUGUUUCUUUAAAAGAAAAAAACUUUCCAGCACGUAACUUUUGAACAGUAGUGUAGAAGUUGCAACUUCUAAUUGUAACAAGUUUUCUGUGUAACCUACUUCAUUUUCAUCUUCAUUUUCUGCCAGCCUUGUCUAAAAAUACUUGUGCAUGGUAGCAUUGUGAAAAGUCACUUAAUCAUGCAAACACAGACUUCUAGUAAAUGGUAUGGGGGAAAAAAUUACAGUUGAAGUCCAUGGCUACUGUUAAUCUUUAUUUUUGGGUGAAGUAUCUCUUAAAUACUCUGUUCCUUUUUUUUUUCUUUCUCAUACUGAUGCGAUGGGCAAAGCGGUUCCCACAGUCUAUUAAUAAUCUGCAGAUACUAGAUUCAUGCAGCACUUCACCUCUAGCUUAAGUCAGCAAAACCAACUGUGUAGCUGAGUUUUACUUCAGUGUAUUCUAGACCUAACAGAAUCAAGAAUAUUCCCAUGAUGAAAACUGAUUAUUUUUUUGUGGUACCAUUUUGAAAAAUAUGAUCUUGCAUGUAAAUAGUCCUUUAUAUAAAAGUAUGUAGUCUUUGAUAAUGGGAUUCAUUUUAGUUCUUUGUCCUUUGCGCAGUACAUUUUAGUGUUUCAUUUCCUAAUUUCCCUCUGAAGUUUCAAUUUGUAUCAUUUCUCUAAUAUGUUUAAUGAAACUAUAGCCCAGUGAAUAUUUGAAAAUUAUGUUGUACAUAGCCCGGCCAGCAGGGAAAUGCUUAAUAUUUAAGUUAUUAAUGUUCUGACAUGUUUGUCUGUCUAAUCAAAGCUUAAGAUCAAAUGUAGAUUUACUGUUAAAUGUUUACUGUUGAUGGAUUUAUGUGCGAGUAUCUAUUACCUGUAUUUACUAACUGCACUAAUAUAUUUUUAAUCUAAUUGCAUAUUAAAUGUGCAAAAAUGGGAAAUCAUUGCUUUGCAAAGCAUGUCUCUAUUUUUAUGAAAUGUCAUAUGCUGAAAGGUUUGUAAUGUUUUUUUUUUUUUAAAGAUAAUGAUAUUUUUAUCAAACCUGCAUUAAUCAAAUCUGUCAAAAAAAAUUAAAUGAACUCCAUAUA